Panicum virgatum (switchgrass) is the source of this 2170-nucleotide messenger RNA. RefSeq names its product pentatricopeptide repeat-containing protein At4g37170-like. Bases 59 to 1969 code for a protein of 636 amino acids. Gene Ontology annotation, molecular function: RNA binding; zinc ion binding; protein binding. Lineage: Eukaryota; Viridiplantae; Streptophyta; Magnoliopsida; Poales; Poaceae. The record is from RefSeq and is a predicted model, not a curated record. The transcript has a single exon. Gene Ontology annotation, biological process: RNA modification.
UCUAACUCGGCGCGCCCGGCGCCCCGUUCGUCUCGUACUCUCGCCGCGGCGGCCAUGCAUGCGGUCGCGCGCCGCCUCUCCCCGCAUGAAGCGCCCCUCCUUCUCAGUGUCGGUGACCACGGCGUCGCAGGUCCACGACGCCAUCGAUCGACUCCUCCCGCUGCUCCGCGCCGACGCCUCCCACGCCCCCGCCGCGCGCGCUCUCGCCGCGGCCGCCGCCUCGCUCCGACCGCCCUCCACGCUCCUCUCCAACCGCAUCCUCCACCUGCUCUCCUCCCACCCCGCCACGCUCCCGGACGCGCUCGCCCUCCUCUCCUCCCUCCCCAGCCCCGAUGUGUGCUCCUACAACACCCUCGUCGCGGCGCUCGCCCGCUCCCCGCGGGGUCUCGCCUCCGCGCGCGCGCUGUUCGACCGAAUGCCCCGGAGGGACCACUUCUCCUGGUCCGCCAUCGUCUCCGCCCACGCGCGCCACGGCCAGCCCCGCGCCGCUCUCGCGCUCUACAGACGGAUGCUGCGGGAGCCCGGGAGCGCCGCCGCUGACAACGAGUUCACCGCGUCCAGCGCGCUCGUCGCGGCCGCGGCUGCCCGGUGCGCGCGCGCGGGGAGGGAGCUGCACUGCCACGUGGUCAGGAGAGGGAUCGACGCGGAUGCCGUCAUCUGGAGCGCGCUCGCAGACAUGUACGCCAAGUGCGGGCGUGUGGACGACGCGAGGAGCGUGUUCGACGAGAUGCCUGUCCGGGACAUUGUUUCUUGGACAGCCAUGGUGGAGAGGUACUUCGACGCCGGGCGUGGCAGUGAAGGUUUCAGGCUCUUUGUCCACAUGCUGAGGAGUGGCGUUCGACCGAAUGAGUUUACAUACGCAGGGGUUCUGCGUGCUUGUGCAGAAUUCACCUCCGAGAAACUCGGGAGGCAGGUGCAUGGUCGAAUGGCAAAGAGCAGGGCAGGGGACUCGUGCUUUGCAGAGAGCGCGCUUGUGCACAUGUACUCCAAAUGCGGGGAUAUGGGGACUGCGAUUUGCGUCUUUGAGGCGACGCCAAAGCCAGACUUGGUGUCGUGGACAGCCGUGAUAUCUGGUUUUGCCCAGAAUGGGCAGCCAGAGGAGGCGUUGCGUUACUUUGAUAUGUUCUUGAGGUCUGGAUUCAGGCCUGAUCAUGUCACGUUUGUUGGUGUUCUAUCUGCGUGUGCUCAUGCCGGUCUGGUUGAUAAAGGUCUGGAGGUCUUCCAUUCGGUAAAGGAUGAGUAUGGCAUCGAGCACACUGCUGAUCAUUAUGCUUGUGUGAUUGAUCUCCUCAGUCGUUCAGGUCAGUUUGAGCUAGCAGAACAGAUGAUCAACAAAAUGUCUGUGAAGCCCAACAAGUUCCUAUGGGCGUCCUUGCUUGGUGGUUGCCGGAUUCACAAAAACAUCCGCCUUGCAAGAUGGGCAGCUGAAGCAUUGUUUGAAAUAGAACCUGAAAACCCAGCAACCUAUGUUACACUAGCCAACAUUUAUGCGUCAGUUGGUCUGUUUGAUGAAGUUGAGAACGUGCGACAGAUCAUGGGGUCAAAGGGCAUAACUAAAAUUCCAGCCUCAAGUUGGAUCGAAGCUGGGAAAAGAGUGCAUAUGUUUCUGGUUGGGGAUAAGUCGCAUCCUCAAGCUGAAGAAAUAUAUGCACUUCUGAAGAAACUGUAUGUGAAGAUGAGGGAAGAAGGGUAUGUGGCAGACACCGGCUUUGUUCUCCAUGAUGUAGAAGAUGAGCAAAAGGAGCAGGACAUUGGUUACCACAGUGAGCGGCUUGCUGUUGCUUUUGGCAUCAUUGCCACUCCGGGAGAUGUUCCUAUCAAGGUUUUCAAGAAUUUGCGCAUUUGUGGGGAUUGUCAUACCACUAUUAAGUUUGUAUCACGGAUUGUGCAGAGAGAGAUCAUUGUCAGGGACUCUAACAGAUUCCACCACUUCAAGCAUGGGAGUUGUUCUUGCAGGGAUUAUUGGUGAUCUGUGCUUCAUAUAUGUAUGAUUGACUUUUGAGAUUCAGAACAACUAUCUAUGGUCAUGCGCGGCAGCUACUGUUGUAGCAACAACUGGCAGGUGUGGAUAUGUAAUGCAAGGUGGUUAGCAUGUCAUAUGGGAAAUUCUGCUUCUUUUUGCUGUAAUAUGUGAUGUGGAGUUGAUUACUAAAUGUUCAUUUCACUUGCU